AUUAGCAGUGUGUGUCGAAUUACUGACUUGUAUAAUUCCAGCUAAAUUCUCAUUCUUUCUAGACCCUGCUUGACUUAUUCGUAAUAAUUCGUAUUAUUCUUAUGCAUAGUUUUACUGUUCUUACAACUACACUACAUAUUAAAAACAUUGAAACAUAAACAUUAUUUUACAAGAAGAGGUCGAUAAUAUUUAUGCCUUUGUCUUAAAUUUAAUUACAAACUUAAUUUUUUACUCUAUUCGAAAACGCAUGUUCGACGACGAAGCUCGUCUCAUGGGAGCCCGAUGCAGUGAAUGUGUUGAGUGGCAGAUUGUUUAUUCCGAUCUCUGCAGUUUUUAACAAUUCUGAAUUUAUUUAUUUAUUCACACUUCCGUCCAACUCUGAACUAAAUAUUGUAUGCCACUCCUCUUUCGCUACAGUUAAAAAGUAUUUAAGUAUAGUGUAGUCACCUCAACAAUCUCAUCUAUUCUCAAGAGUUAUGUAAUCUGUUAGAUAGAGAUUCUCAAUAUUGGUCAGAAAGAAGACAAAUUGCUGGUGACACUAUAGAACACAGGACUCCUGAUUGAAGCAUCAAUUUACUAAUCUCUAAAACCUCUCAAAAAGUUCGAAGCCAUGAAGUUCGCCGAGCAUUUAGUUGCACACGUAACACCUGAAUGGAGAAAGCAGUAUAUUAUGUAUGAGGAAAUGAAAGCACUUCUAUACAAUUGUGUUGAGCAAGCACCAUUAUCUGAAGUGGUGGAGCCUGAAGUUGCAAGACGAUACUACGCACAAUUUGACGAACAGUUUUUCCAUUUUUGUGAAAAGGAACUCCUCAAAAUCAACACAUUUUAUAAUGAAAAACUAUCGGAAGCUACACGUAAAUAUGCAAACCUUCGCAGUGAACUGGACUCAUUACGGACUGAUAAUGAUGCGGAUAGAGGUGGGCUCAUGGGUGGUCUUCGAAAACGAAAAGAGAAGGCAGUACAGUUUUUCGGAGUUAAGAAAGAACCUAUCAGAAAACUUCAAGAUCUUAAGUUGGCUUUCAGUGAAUUCUAUUUGAGCUUAAUUUUACUUCAAAAUUAUCAAAACUUAAACUAUACGGGGUUCAGAAAAAUAUUGAAGAAACAUGAUAAGCUCAUGAGCAACGAUAAUGGGGCUAAAUGGAGGGACGACAAGGUCGUCACUGCUGGAUUUCACACUAACAAAGACAUUGACAAACUGAUAAAUGAUACUGAAAGUACUGUUACCCUUGAACUCGAAAGUGGAAAUAGACAAAAAGCAAUGAAGAGAUUGCGUGUUCCACCAUUAGGUGAUCAGCAGUCUCCUUGGACUACUUUCAAAGUUGGACUUUUUUCUGGAGGUUUUAUGGUUCUUCUUGUUGCAGUUGUUUUGUCAGCCAUAUUCCAUAGAAGAUCUGAAGAUGAUUUGAGAAUCAUCGUAAGACUCUACAGGGGACCACUGCUUUUGGUUGCAUUUAUUUUUCUUAUGGGUGUCAACGUAUAUGGGUGGAGGUCUUCUGGAGUAAAUCAUGUCCUAAUAUUCGAGCUUGAUCCGCGCAACCAUCUAUCAGAACAGCAUCUUAUGGAGAUGGCUGCCAUUCUAGGAGUUGUUUGGGCGUUGAGCGUUCUAAGUUUUCUGUUUUCCAGUGCAUUGAGCAUUCCAAAAUACGCAAACCCUUUGGUACUCGUUCUGAUCCUUGUAUUCUUUAUGAUAAAUCCCACAAAGACAUUUCGACACGAGGCUCGCUUUUGGGUUCUGUCCGUUUUGGGCCAUAUUGUUGCUGCUCCGUUUUUUCACGUUGGAUUUGCAGAUUUCUGGCUGGCGGAUCAGCUAAACAGCUUGGUUCCUGUACUCCUGGAUUUUCAGUAUUUAAUUUGUUUUUAUGCAACAUCAGAGGGGGAUUUUGAACAUGCUAAUGAAGCGGACAAGUGCAUUGACCAGUCCUUUUAUAUCCGUCCCUUUGUCACAGCUUUACCGGCUUGGUUUCGCUUUGCACAAUGUCUUCGACGUUACAGGGAUAGCAAGGAAGCCUUUCCUCAUUUGGCAAAUGCUGGAAAGUAUUCAACUACGUUUUUUGUCGUCCUAUUCGCAACUUUGAAUGUACAUUAUCGAACACAACAAAAUAGAAUGGAAUUGAAUAUAUUUUUCUUCCUCUGGAUUGCGGCAUCUGUGAUAUCAUCCUUGUAUGCAUACGUGUGGGAUUUAAAAAUGGAUUGGGGUUUAUUUGAUAAAAAUGCGGAGCAUUGGUGUCUGCGUGAGGAGAUUGUGUACUCAUCCCCUGGUUAUUACUACUUUGCGAUGACAGAGGAUCUACUGUUACGGUUUGGUUGGGCAAUAUCCCUCUCAUUAACUGAAAUGGGUUUUGAUUUUGGCGAUACGAUGGUCUCAAUUUUGGCAUUUCUUGAAGUGUUCAGAAGAUUUGUGUGGAAUUUCUUUCGAUUAGAAAACGAACAUCUGAACAAUUGUGGUAAAUUUCGAGCUGUUCGAGAUAUAUCUGUGGCUCCCUGUGAUCAAACUGAUCAGACCCAAAUCAUAAAAAUGAUGGACGAGGCAGACGGCGUUACGAAUAGACGAACGAAAAAGAAAACUUCAAAAGGGCAUAAGAAAAAUGCAGAUCAACGAAUUUUGCUAGAAGGCGACACGACCGACGACCCGGAUAAUUAAUUGUUACAAAACUUGUAGUAUUAUUAUUUUACACAUAUAUGUGCAUAUGUACAUACACGUAUAACUUUAACUGUGUACAACAGUAGUGAUUAUUUCUGGUCAACAAAAUAGAUAACUAUUCAUUGUAUUGAUGUUAUAUGUUUAUUGCUGCUUGUGUAUCAACAUGUUGGUUCCGUUAAUAAAAUUAUACCAUUUUACACCGUU
This is a messenger RNA of Folsomia candida, 2845 nucleotides long. Its product is annotated as xenotropic and polytropic retrovirus receptor 1. The coding region runs from base 611 to 2641 and encodes 676 amino acids. The transcript is spliced from 26 exons. NCBI's taxonomy places the organism in Eukaryota, Metazoa, Arthropoda, Collembola, Entomobryomorpha, Isotomidae. Gene Ontology annotation, cellular component: plasma membrane; cytoplasm; Golgi apparatus. Gene Ontology annotation, molecular function: inositol hexakisphosphate binding. The record is from RefSeq and is a predicted model, not a curated record. Gene Ontology annotation, biological process: cellular response to phosphate starvation; phosphate ion transport.